AUGGUUAAAUCCUACACUCUGGCUGGCGCCGCUGCGUUUGCUUGCCUUAUUCUUGCAAUCGGUGCCAUUCUCUCAACAGUUCAUAUUCUUCACGACAUAUCAGAUUUUUACAAUGAAGCCCAGGAAGAACUAGUUGAAUUCAAGGUAGGAAAAUAUAUAUUUACGAAACGAAGUAAGUUCAUUCAGGAUAUCGCUAACAAUGUCUGGGAUGAGUUGGUGUUCGAGUCAACGCCGGAAGAGAUGAGAGAGGCAGAAGAGUUGGACCGUGGAAAGAGAUCUUAUGAAGAAGAGUACGAGUCAGAGAGCAGCUCUUCGACUACAACAACCACUACAACCACAACCACAUCUGCGACAACGAGUGCUUAUGAAAGCGAAGAGAUAGGAUAUGACUUUGGCCACGACAGUGGACCACCAUCAUCGCGGCCGAGAAAACCGUUGCCACCAACUAUGCCAAGAACAAUUCAAGGUGCGAAUUAUAUCAAUCAGUUCAGUUUGACCGUAUAAUGUAUAGUUCCAGGUUUCCGCGCCCCGCCACCAGCUGCUACGUCAACUUAUCAGCCACCGAAUGGAAGAAAUAAUGACGAUUACGGCAGAGAACCAGCCUCCUCACGCAGACCUUAUCCACCAUAUGAGCCACAUCAAGCAUCCAGUACUGCUUCUCCUCAAAAUGUUCCCAACGACAGAACUCCGAAUGUUCCGCCAACGAACACUAGAACUGAUGUGUAUUCACCGAACCCACGUGUGCCAUACAGCCCACCAAACUAUACUCAAUCCCCGCCAAAUCCAAUUAAUCCUCGCGUGCCAUACAAUCCGAAUACCGGUGCGCCGAUAACUCCUCCGCCACGUCAGCCUUCCGGAGGUUACGAUUCUGACCGUCAAACACCACCAACAUGGCCUAGAGGUUAUAAUACUCGUCGGCCAAAUCAAGGACCAGGAUAUCCAGAGGAUCAGCUCCCAACUGUCCCGCCAGUUCCGGGACAACCCCAGAACCCUUCGCAGACAUAUGUUAAUGGGCAGCCACGGAAUCCUUCGCAGACUAACGCUCCUAGGCAGCCACAGAAUCCGUCUCAGAAUUAUGUACCUGGCCAGCCACAGAAUCCUUCGCAAACGUACGUUCCGGGACAACCGCAGAAUCCUUCCCAGACUUAUCUUCCGGGACAACAACGUGUAUCACCAACUCAAUCUCGUAAUCCGAUCAACGCAGAACUCCCUGGACAAACGAAUCCUCGCCGACCAUCAGGACCAGUUCCGCCUUCUCCAGAUAAUACCACUCCAUUCACUUCGAUUGACGAGGGACCGUCAGGAAGAAGCAGCCAGCGUCCAGGGUUCGGUCCGCAGCGUCCUCGAUUCCCUUCGAAUACGAAACCAAGAGGCAACCCGUGUGAUCAAUGCUCUGCUCAACCGAACACGUGCCCUCCAGGACCACCAGGACCUCGUGGAAGACCAGGACCGCCUGGAUUCCCAGGUCAAGACGGACCACGUGGACUUCGUGGUAUUAACGGAGGAUAUUCGGGUGUACAUCCAUCGUCUUACGAUCCAAUAAUCGGAUGCAUUCAAUGUCCAGUCGGACCCCCGGGAGAGCGAGGAUUGGAUGGCCCACCAGGACCACCAGGAGAGGAUGGAAUUGAUGGAGAGCAGGGCGUGAAUGGAAACGAUGGCCAGCCGGGAGCACCUGGCGCACCUGGAUAUCAUGGAAUGAACGGAGUACCUGGAGCACCUGGAAAGCCGGGAACUCCGGGCAGAAAUGGUCAGUCGUGCAGAUCUAUUCCGGGACCACCAGGACAGCCGGGACUGAUGGGAGUGCCUGGAAGAGCUGGAGAUCCUGGAAUUGAUGGAGAGCACGGACAAGACGGAAGUCCAGGAAUCCAAGGUCCGCCAGGAACAGAUGGAAACCCAGGAGUCGAUGGACCACAAGGAGUUUCUGCUCCUGGAGCACCAGGAACUGAUGGAGGAUACUGCCCGUGCCCGAAGCGUUCAUCUAAGUACGACUUUGCCGACGUCGGAUACACUGAUGACGAGAGAAGAAAUCAGAAACAGAGACCGAGAGAGCAAUCAGCUGAACGCGAGGAACCAAGCCGUCCAAGUAGAUAUGAAGAAAGUCCUGAAUUCGACAGACAGAGGCAACCAAACUAUGAGCUAUCUGAAGAAGCUCCGCAGGGAAGAAACCGCUAUGAUGGUGAGCAACGAGCAAAAGAACAAGCGGCGGGGUACGUUCCAGAGAAUGCAUCAAGAAAGCCACCACCACAGAGACAAAGGCCUCGUCAUCAAGAGCAACGUUAUCCAGAAGAAUAUGAUAGAAGGCCGCAGGAGAGCAGAGGAGCAUACGAAAGUGACAGAGCAAGAGGAUAUGCAGAUGAGAGAUCUGGAUCAAAACUAGAAGAGGGUCAUUCAUCGGGAUAUGGAGGAGAUCAGAGAAAGGAGCAGACGCCGUUUGAGGAUCAGCCAAGAUACGAGACUGAUCAGCCAUCAUCAACUAGAAGUCGGCCACUGAAGAAAGUCGAAAUCAAUCGGAACUCGGAUCGUGGAUACGGCUCGAGGCAACCACCUCCACCGCCAGCAAGAAGAGAGGAAUACGAAAACAAGGCCAUACGACAAGAAGAAGGAUCAAGACGAUAUGAGACGGAAUCGGAGCAAUCAGUAGAAGAAGAUCAGAGAAAGGAUACCCAUCCGCCGGGCCUCCGACGACCAAAAACCAAGGAGGAGAGACGGGAACACGUGGAGGAAUCUCUGACGCCGGUGAAGCAAACUGAACGAUUUGAGGGUGAGAAGAGGAAGAAGGCCCACCCGGAAUAUGAGGAUAUUUCGAAAUCUGAAGGAGAAGAGGAUAGGCCAGCGGUAGGCUCGUGGUAGAAAUUGCUUAGAAAACAUAAUUACUUUUAGGAGAAACAUCACAGAAAACCGAACAAGUUCCAAGAGAAACAAUGGGAAGAGCACAGAAGAAGUCAAGAGCUUCGAAAUUCUAGAGAACAUGGAGGACAGGUUCCAAGUGAGUGGUCCAAGUGCUUAUUCGGUAAAAAAACAACAAUUUUUUAGGCGAGAGCAAUGCUAAAAUGCAGCAGGUGAGACCGAAAGAGUCAGACACGCGAGCCGAGAGAUCGAGCGUGGAAAACUCCGGAGAAGAGAAGCCGACAGUGCACGACAACUUCCAGUCUUCAGAGAAACGGGCGUUCUCCAAUGAGAACCCGCUGCCUUCGGAACAACUUCCAUACAGAAGGAAGACGCGAUUCUACAGGAACCAUUACUACGAAAAGUUCCUUGUUUAG
Caenorhabditis sp. 36 PRJEB53466 is the source of this 3263-nucleotide messenger RNA. The record is from the annotation of a GenBank genome assembly. NCBI's taxonomy places the organism in Eukaryota, Metazoa, Nematoda, Chromadorea, Rhabditida, Rhabditidae.